AUGUCCAACACCGAGGCCAGUAGAACGUAUGAAGCUAUAGUAGAAGCUGUAAUUAAUGAAGUUAGAGAGGAUUUUGAAAAUGCAGGUAUAGAUGAACAGACAUUACAAGAUUUGAAGAGAAAUUGGCAAAUUAAAUUAUCUGAAACAAAAGUUACACAAUUCACAUGGGAUUCUGCAUACAACGAUGGCGAUACUGUAAAUCAAUCAGUUGCUGCACCAACAGAAACAUCUACAGCAGCAACACCAUUAACAUUAACAAAUAAUAAUAGUAAUAAUAACGAAGGAAUAACAUCAGCAGAAGGUGUUUCUCAAGAUGAUAAUAAUAAUAAUAAUAUUUCUACUGCUGAUGCUACAGACGCUCCUACUACUACUACUACAACAGUUAAGUCUGAGAAUGGGAAUGAACAAGAACUGAUGCCGUUGUUUGAAGGAAAUAAUAGCCAACCUGAAAUUAAGGAAGAGAAUGAAAGUAAUGGAACAGAAAAGACCCUUCCAACACCACAGACUGAUAUUAGUAAUAGCAAUAAUAAUAAAGAACAAGAUGACACAAAUAAUAUAGAGUCUCCAGAUAAGGAAACAGAAGAAACGAAUAAAUCGACGGAGAUAGAAUUGGAAAUUGACGAUCCUAAUGGCAGUGCAGCCGACCAGGUACGAUUACAAGCCAAGAAAGCCAAGAGAAGUGCGCUGUUGGAUACUGAUGAAGUUGGUUCUGAACUUGAUGAUUCAGAUGACGAUUACCUGAUCUCAGAAGGUGAAGAUGAUGGACCAGAUGAAAAUUUAAUGCUAUGUUUAUACGAUAAAGUGACAAGAACGAAAGCUAGGUGGAAGUGUUCUUUGAAGGACGGUGUUGUAACAAUAAAUCAUAAAGAUUACACUUUCCAGAAAGCCCAAGUUGAGGCAGAAUGGGUUUAA
This is a messenger RNA of Maudiozyma barnettii, 912 nucleotides long. It is a transcript of the gene TOA1, whose product is annotated as transcription initiation factor IIA large subunit. Gene Ontology annotation, biological process: transcription by RNA polymerase II; transcription initiation at RNA polymerase II promoter. NCBI's taxonomy places the organism in Eukaryota, Fungi, Ascomycota, Saccharomycetes, Saccharomycetales, Saccharomycetaceae. The record is from RefSeq and is a predicted model, not a curated record. The transcript has a single exon. Bases 1 to 912 code for a protein of 303 amino acids. Gene Ontology annotation, cellular component: transcription factor TFIIA complex.